Orcinus orca (killer whale) is the source of this 4306-nucleotide messenger RNA. It is a transcript of the gene VPS18, whose product is annotated as VPS18 core subunit of CORVET and HOPS complexes. Gene Ontology annotation, cellular component: endosome; HOPS complex. Bases 1035 to 3689 code for a protein of 884 amino acids. The record is from RefSeq and is a predicted model, not a curated record. NCBI's taxonomy places the organism in Eukaryota, Metazoa, Chordata, Mammalia, Artiodactyla, Delphinidae. Gene Ontology annotation, biological process: organelle fusion; intracellular protein transport; endosome to lysosome transport. Gene Ontology annotation, molecular function: protein-macromolecule adaptor activity. The transcript has 4 exons.
UUGGUGGUAUUUUGGAACUACUGACUGACCGGGCCUUUUUUCCACUCUGGGCAGGUUAAACAGUGGAUUUGGAAUGUUCAGGAAAUAUCCUAUCCCUUCCUAAAGAGAACCAGUAGCAUAGUAGACCCGGACUCUGAGCUCAGCUCUCCCACUUAACAGGGAUGGAAAGUCACCCAGUCUUUCUGAACACGUCCCUUCAUCUGUUAAAGACAGUACCAACCCACAAGUUAGUCAUGUAGAUAAGCGAAACGGUCUAGAGUCCUGAAAUAAAUCCACUAUAAAUGGAAAUAAAAUAUCUCAAUAAAACUGGAAAUAAAUAGUAUAAGUAAAUGGAACUAAUAUAUGACAAAGGUGUCAGCAAAAUUGUUUAUCUAUCCAGAAUAACCAUCUGGGAUGAAACAGAGCUAAACCUCUGUAUCAUAAAAAUGAAUUCUAAGUGGAAUAAUUAUUUGAAUACAAAAAAUAGUGUGAAUGUUAAAAGAAUAUUUAAUAAAUUUCAAUGUUCUUGGGCUGAAGAGAGACCUUCUUACUCAAGCUAGAAAAUCCAGAAUCCACAAGGGAAAAGGUAGAUAGAUUUGACCACGUAGUGAUUGCUGUUAUGACAGAAUAAAAAUAAAAAAGCAUAUGAAGCAGGUCAGGACAAAAGAUGGUGGGAAAAUAAUGUUUUUCCACAUAUGACUGAAGAUUUACAUUCCUGUUCCUUAAAAAGCCCUUAGAAAUUAAUAAGAAAAAGACAGUCCAGGGAAUUCCCUUGUGGUCCAGUGGUUAGGACUUGGCGCUUUCACUGCUGGGGCCCAGGUUCAGUCCCCGGUUGGGGAACUAAGAUCCCGCAAGCUGUGAGGUGCAGCCAAAAAAAAAAAAAAAAAAGAAAAAAGACGGUUCAAUAGAAAAGGGAGGGUAAACAAGAUAAACAAGCAGUUCACAGAAGAGGAACUACAAAUUUUCCAGUAAACAUCUGAAAAUAAUUUUCAGCCUGUGGGAAAUGCAAAUCAAAAUCACACAUUGACUUAGGCAAAGCAAAUGAACCCAAUCACAUGGAGCUGGGGCGCAAGGAUGAUGCCAAAGUUCACAAGAUGUUCCUGGACCCUACUGGCUCUCACCUGCUGAUUGCUCUGAGCAGCACUGAGGUCCUCUACGUGAACCGUAAUGGACAGAAAGUUCGGCCCCUGGCACGCUGGAAGGGGCAGCUGGUGGAGAGUGUGGGCUGGAACAAGGCCCUGGGUACUGAGAGCAGCACAGGCCCCAUCCUGGUCGGCACUGCCCAAGGUCAGAUCUUUGAAGCAGAGCUCUCGGCCAGCGAGGGUGGGCUUUUCGGCCCUGCCCCGGAUCUCUACUUCCGUCCGUUGUAUGUGCUAAACGAAGAAGGGGGCCCAGCACCUGUGUGCUCCCUCGAGGCGGAGCGGGGCCCUGAAGGGCGUGGGUUUGUCAUCGCCACCACUCGGCAGCGCCUCUUCCAGUUCAUAGGCCGAGCAGCCGAGGGAGCUGAGGCCCAGGGCUUCUCAGGGCUCUUUGCUGCCUACACUGACCACCCACCCCCAUUCCGUGAGUUCCCCAGCAGUCUGGGCUACAGUGAGUUGGCCUUCUACACCCCCAAGUUGCGCUCUGCGCCCCGGGCCUUCGCUUGGAUGAUGGGGGAUGGCGUGUUGUAUGGCUCGUUGGACUGCGGGCGUCCCGACUCCCUGCUGAGCGAGGAGCGGGUCUGGGAGUACCCAGAGGGGGUGGGUCCUGGGGCCAGCCCACCCCUGGCCAUCGUCCUGACCCAGUUCCACUUCCUGCUGCUGCUGGCGGACCGGGUGGAGGCGGUGUGCACGCUGACGGGGCAGGUGGUGCUGCGGGACCACUUCCUGGAGAAGUUUGGGCCGCUGAAGCACAUGGUGAAGGACUCCUCCACAGGCCACCUGUGGGCCCACACCGAGCGGGCCGUCUUCCGCUACCAGGUACAGCGGGAGGCCCGGGAUGUCUGGCGCACCUACCUGGACAUGAACCGCUUCGACCUGGCCAAAGAGUAUUGUCGAGAGCGGCCUGACUGCCUGGACACGGUCCUGGCCCGGGAGGCCGACUUCUGCUUCCGCCAGCAUCGUUACCUGGAGAGUGCCCGCUGCUACGCCCUGACUCAGAGCUACUUUGAGGAGAUUGCCCUCAAGUUCUUGGAGGCCCACCAGGAGGAGGCGCUGGCCGAGUUCCUGCAGCGAAAACUGGCCAGUUUGAAGCCUGCUGAGCGCACCCAGGCCACGCUGCUUACCGCCUGGCUGACGGAGCUCUACCUGAGCCGACUCGGGGCCCUGCAGGGUGACCCUGAGGCCCUGAACCUCUACCGGGAAACCCGGGAGCGUUUCCGCGCCUUCCUAAGCAGCCCCCGCCACAAGGAGUGGCUCUUCGCCAGCCGGGCCUCCAUCCACGAGCUGCUCGCCAGCCACGGGGACACAGAGCACAUGGUAUACUUCGCUGUGAUCAUGCAGGACUACGAGCGCGUGGUGGCAUACCACUGCCAGCAUGAGGCCUACGAGGAGGCCCUGGCUGUGCUGGCCCGCCACCGUGACCCCCAGCUCUUCUACAAGUUCUCACCCAUCCUCAUCCGUCACAUCCCUCGCCAGCUGGUGGACGCCUGGAUUGAGCUGGGCAGCCGGCUGGAUGCCCGGCAGCUCAUCCCUGCCCUGGUGAACUAUAGCCAGGGUGGCGAGGCCCAGCAGGUGAGCCAGGCCAUCCGCUACAUGGAGUUCUGCGUGAAUGUACUGGGCGAGACUGAGCAGGCCAUUCACAAUUACCUGCUGUCGCUCUAUGCCCGAGGCCAGCCAGCCUCGCUGCUGGCCUACCUCGAGCAGGCCGGGGCCAGCCCACACCGGGUACAUUAUGACCUCAAGUACGCGCUGCGGCUCUGUGCUGAGCAUGGCCACCACCAUGCUUGCGUCCAUGUCUACAAGGUCCUGGAGCUGUAUGAGGAGGCUGUGGACCUGGCCCUGCAGGUGGACGUGGACCUGGCCAAGCAGUGUGCUGACCUGCCCGAGGAAGAUGAGGAGCUACGCAAGAAGCUGUGGCUGAAGAUUGCUCGGCAUGUGGUGCAGGAGGAGGAGGAUGUGCAGACGGCCAUGGCCUGCCUGGCCAGCUGCCCCCUGCUCAAGAUCGAGGACGUGCUGCCUUUCUUCCCUGACUUCGUCACCAUCGACCACUUCAAGGAGGCGAUCUGCAGCUCGCUGAAGGCUUACAACCACCACAUCCAAGAGCUGCAGCGGGAGAUGGAAGAGGCCACGGCCAGCGCCCAGCGCAUCCGGCGAGACCUGCAGGAGUUGCGGGGCCGCUAUGGCACCGUGGAGCCCCAGGACAAAUGUGCCACCUGCGACUUCCCCCUGCUCAACCGCCCUUUUUACCUCUUCCUCUGUGGCCACAUGUUCCACGCUGACUGCCUGCUGCAGGCCGUGCGGCCUGGCCUGCCGGCCUACAAGCAGGCUCGGCUCGAGGAGCUACAGCGAAAGCUGGGCGCCGCUCCACCCCCUGCCAAGGGCUCUGCCCGGGCUAAGGAGGCCGAGGGGGGUGCUGCCACCGGGGGGCCCAGCCGGGAACAGCUCAAGGCUGACCUGGAUGAACUGGUGGCCGCUGAGUGCGUGUACUGUGGGGAGCUGAUGAUCCGCUCUAUUGACCGGCCCUUCAUCGACCCUCAGCGCUACGAGGAGGAGCACCUCAGUUGGUUGUAGGAAUGUGUCAACCCCGAUAGGCGGGCAGGCGGUCGGGAGCUGUCCCUUCUUGGGAAGGCCACAGCAUCAUCUGUCCUUGGUCUCCUGGAGGCUGCUGGGCUGGGACUGUGGUGGGGGGAGCGGAAUCAUAGCUGUUGUCCUCGAGGGGUGAGCUACGAGUGCAUUCUGCCAGCUGCCCGUGCUGUUCUUCAGGGCUGCCUUAGAGCUGCUAUUUUGCUAGGCCAUCAGCCUGCUUCCCAACAGAGGGCCUUAGCCUGGAGAAGUCAGAAUUCUGACCCCAUUACCAUUCCCCCUGCGUCUAACAGCUCUUUCUUCCUUUUCCCUCCUCACACACAUCAUGUUCUCUUUCUGGAGCACUACCUACCAUUAUUCCUUUUCACUCUGUGGCUCUUCUACUUCAGAAGCCCUCUCUUCUGUCGGCUUCUAGGUCCCACAGGUGAAAAGACAACCCCUCCAAGUCCUGGGCAUGGGGUGGGGGGAAAGGUGGUGCUGAUGGUGGGCAUGCUCUUGUGCACACUGGGGCUCCAGUGUGAGGGGUACCCUGGGGCAGAGGGCCUCACGGAGGACAGUGGGAGAUGGUGAUGGGGUGGAGAGCAUUAAACUGUCUGCACUGGUGA